Molecule: messenger RNA, 3140 nt
Organism: Polyodon spathula (Mississippi paddlefish)
Lineage: Eukaryota; Metazoa; Chordata; Actinopteri; Acipenseriformes; Polyodontidae
Product: transmembrane emp24 domain-containing protein 7-like
Exons: 4
Coding region: 218-862 (214 amino acids)
Biological process (GO): endoplasmic reticulum to Golgi vesicle-mediated transport; Golgi organization; intracellular protein transport
Cellular component (GO): COPII-coated ER to Golgi transport vesicle; endoplasmic reticulum; Golgi apparatus
Source: RefSeq, a predicted model, not a curated record
UAUAUCAUUUAAAAAUUUCAUUGUUAUUACUUAAUCGCAGUCUACCUUAGUGUACUGGACGUAAACUUACCAAACAUUUAGGAUUUUACCAUAGAACAAAGUAAAAAUAAAUAAAUAAGAUUUGAAAACGUUUUUCAUUCACAUCCGGAUUUGGUACAGGGGUCUUGUCGUAGGGUCGAAAUCCACCGUGAGUGCGUCUGUCUCCCCUUGUUUGAAGAUGUAUGGUGCUAAUAUCGGAGUGCUCCUGCAGGUGCUGUGGGCCCAGCUCCUGUUGGGGUGGGUCCGGGGCUCCGAGCUUACUUUUGAACUCCCAGACAACGCCAAGCAGUGCUUCUACGAGGAAAUCACAAUCGGGACCAAGUGUACCCUGGAGUUCCAGGUUGUCACUGGCGGUCACUACGAUGUGGAUUGUCGACUUGAAGAUCCAGAGGGAAACGUCCUCUAUAAGGAAAUGAAGAAGCAGUAUGACAGCUUUACUUUCACUGCAGCAAGGAAUGGGUCUUAUAAAUUCUGUUUUAGCAAUGAGUUCUCCACCUUCACACACAAGACUGUCUACUUUGACUUCCAAGUUGGAGAAGAUCCUCCUCUGUUUCCCAAUGAGAACAGAGUUACUGCAUUGACUCAGAUGGAGUCUGCUUGCGUUUCAAUUCACGAAGCCUUGAAGUCUGUUAUCGACUAUCAGACCCACUUUCGCCUGAGGGAAGCUCAAGGACGUAGCCGUGCAGAGGACCUGAACACCAGAGUAGCUUUCUGGUCCAUUGGAGAAGCAGUUAUCCUUCUAAUUGUUAGCAUUGGCCAGGUGGUCCUCCUAAGGAGCUUUUUCUCAGACAGGAAAACCACCACAACCCGUGUUGGAUCCUAACAAAUUGCAUUACACAAUGCACUCUGUCCACAACCACACAACCACACAAGCACUGUUCAUAAAGUAGGUACCGAUGGACUUUCAACAAAUAAAAUGAAACAGGGUUCGGACCUUUUUGUAAAGCUUACCAUUGCUAUGGAUUUUUCUUUACAAUAAAUACUGCAUUUUGAAUUUAAAGAUUAUCACUGUGUAAACAACCUUUUAAGAUCAGAAAUAAGGUUAAAAAAACUCUAAUUACCUGAAAUAUGACACUUAAUUUUGUUUUAUGUGGACUGGACGGUUGACCUCUUCAUAUCAUUUUCUUUUACAUUUACUUGUAUGAAUAUAUUUGACUUCACAGUAGGUCCCUAAGAUUAAAUGUCUUUAUUUGAACCCUAAGGAUCUGGCUGUAUGAUUUUAAUAACCCUGACUUGUCAUUAAUUCAAUGAUGUGCAUUCUGAAGUUAUAGUUGGUUCAUUACAUCACAGAAGAAAACAACUCUUUGUUUAAAAGUGGUCUGUAUAUCUAGUUGAAUUAAAACGUCCAAUAUCAACUGUAUGCGGCUCUUUCUAGCAAUACAUAUUGUGGAGGUGACUCUCUCAGAUUUGACAAUAACCAUCCAAGCCUUUUACACAAGACUGAAGCUAAUUUCUUCAUGUCUAAAAAAAGUUAAUAGUUUAUUUGAGCAUUUAUGAAUACAAGUUGAAUGCUAGCAUCAGUCUUUGACUAUGAACAUGUGAUUUUAUUUCUUUUAAGGUGUGUUUUGGACAGAAACAGUGUAGAUGUGAUUUAAUUUUAUUAUGUAGGAAUAACUGCGGGGGGAAACGACAUAUUUUCAAGGAGUCUAAGUGGUCAAGGUAGAAAUUCAGAUGUGUAUAUAUUGGAGGAAUGAUAGGAUAUGGGUUUGUUACAUCAGAGACCAAAGGCACCUGACAAAGGCAAAGCCAAAAGUGUGCACUAGAUGUACAUGUGACGUGUAUACACAACAUACUCUUAAGAUAUGUAAUUAUUGAAACACAUCAUUACAGCUUAUAUCUGUUAACCACCUCCUCUUUGUACAGAUAGGGUUGGCAAAAGGAAUGUUAUUUCCACCUAAAUGUUUGCUCCAUAUUUUUCGCUUUUACUAAAACAUAAGAAAUUGGGCCUAUAAUAUAUGCAUUUCUAAUCUUUAAUUAGAAAAAAAAAAAAAAACUUUCAGAUUACCAAAUUGAUUAAUGGUCAUAAAAUAUCUGAGCAAAGACAAAUGGGUUGUUAAUUUUAAUAGUAUGGACUUUCAAGAAAUGUGUGUGGCAGAGCUAACCACUAGCUUACAAAAAGAGUUGAAACACAUCCUUUCCACCAUAAAGACAAGAUUUAUGUAACAUUUUGUACAUUUUUUGAUAUUUUGCUUUUAAGGUUAUUUCAUUCCUAACAAGGAAUUGAGCAGCAGUACAAAUAGUUUCUUCUUAAAAUACAUUUGAGAGUGACUCAAGUAUCAUGAAGAAACUGACAAUUUGGAUGGCCAUAUACAACCUGUCAGUAAAUCUUAAACCCUGCUAUGUGCACCUCAUUGCAAAAAUAAGAAAGUUAGCAUUGCCUUAUUUAUGUGACACAUAUCUCUUAUUCCUUAAAGGGUUAGUGUUGCUGCCCGCUUGACUUUACAGCAAAAACAUGCAUUGGCCCUUUUGGAAUGAAGGAAGUGAUUUACUGAAUUUGCUUGAGUGAAUUCAAAUUGGAUGUGUGUGUGUGUGUGUGUGUGUAUAUAUUUAGGUUUGUCAUUUUUUACUGUAGGGCUGUGGGUUUAUCAGAUUACAGUACUUAAUGUGGGUAUAUUCAGAUGAUCUAAAUGGCAACGACUCCAAAUUCUGCCUACAUUUAAAUAAUUCAAUUAUAAAUGCCUUUUAUUUACUACGACAUGUGGGAUGUUGUGUUUUCAUAACCUUAGACCUUUUAUUAAUUGUUUAAUAAUGCCUAUAUUUAGAUCCGCCCUAUGUAGAUCAAAUGAAUAGCCUGUGAGCAAGGAUCAUUUUACACCUUUUGAACUUCUAUUUACAUUUUAACCUCUGAUUUUACAUGCAUCAAUUUUGAAUUUCUAAGGAUUAUCUAGACGUGUUGCCCAAGGCUUGCUAAAUAUUCCUGUAACAUUACUGGAAAGACUGUAUUGAAUAAGGUUUGUACAUGUCAUUUUGUCUACUGUACCUAAUAGUUAAUUUCUGAUCUCCAAACCCCUGUUUAUUUUGUUUGUUUUAUUUUUUAGAAUGUUGUAAAAUGUUUGGAUGACAGAAUGAGCAGACCCUGUGAAUAAAUAUUUUAAAAGUAA